GCCAGUCGUCACUCGUCAGACGGCAGACCACUACGGUCUGGUCUGCUGAUUUUUCUCAAAGUUUUUUAAACAAUUAAAUCGUUGUGUAACGUUCGUGCUCCGUUACAAAUCAUUCGCUCGGUUAUUCUAUACCUAUACAGUGUGUGGACAGUUUCGGAGCGAUCAGAAGGUUUACACAGCGGCUGCUCCAAAUUCCAAAAUGAAAACAACGACUCAUGAUGCAUCUGAAUAACCGUUCAGUUCAUGGUUGGAGUAGCUCCGAAAUCUGAUCUCAGUUUGUGUAUUAUAUUUUAUGUGACGUACGGGAUUUGACGCAGGUUAAGUAGUCGGAUAAUGUCUGAAUGAUAAAUCAAAAGGUGCGAAGCUAAUUGUUGUGCAAGUCAACAGUGCAUCCAGUCCCGGAAAUCAAAUUCUGUCCACUGCAGCAUCGGGAUGGGAUCGUUGACGAGUCGGCAAAAUGCAGGUGUCGAAGAGGUCGAUAUCGUUUCUAAUCAUGCAUACAAAUAUCCACCUCGUUCAGGAAGCUACUUUGGUAGCCAUUUCAUUAUGGGAGGUGAGAGAUUCGAUACACCUCAACCAGAGGCUUACCUUUUUGGAGAGAAUACAGACUUGAAUUUCUUGGGGAGUCGCCCAACUCCAUUUCCAUACCCACCACCACAGGCAAACGAUCCAACAAAAACACUCAAAAGUUUGGUGAAUAUAAGAAAGGAAUCUCUACGUUUGGUUAGAAAUGUUGAAAAAUCUCCACCUACUCAGCAACCAGGUGUUAAACAUUUUGGUGAUGGAGAUGCAGACAAAAAACCAAUGCAUUUUAAUAUAGAAUUCACUUUUGACUGUGACGUUAGAUGUUCUAUCACUAUAUACUACUUUUGCACAGAAGAGGUCACAACAAAGGGAGUCACGUACAUACCGAGAGAUCCCUCAAUGAACUCGGAUACAUACUAUUAUAAGAAAGGAGCAAACCAAUUAUUCAGUCAAUCAUCGCACAUUUUUGAUCCAACUCCUUAUAGUGAAGAAGAAUUAUCUUAUAACACUGAUCGUGAAAUUAUUCCCAUUGCAAUUCAUUGUGUAGCAGAAGAGGGCUCCGAUGAACCCAAACAAUCACAUACAACCAUUGCUGUACUUGAAAAGCAUUCCGAUGGAUCUUAUGUAUUAAAGGCACUGAAACAAAAAUUGUAUGUUGAUGGUUUAUGUUAUUUACUUCAGGAAAUUUAUGGUAUUGAAAAUAAAAAUACCGAGAAUUCCAAGCAACAAGGGAGUGAUGAAGAUACAGAAGACAAUGGAGCAGAAUGUGUUAUUUGUAUGUGUGAUGUGCGCGAUACUCUGAUUUUGCCUUGCAGACAUUUGUGUCUGUGUAAUGGUUGUGCAGAUUCGCUUAGGUAUCAAGCUAACAAUUGUCCAAUUUGUAGAGCACCGUUUAGAGCUUUACUACAAAUUAAGGCUUUACAAAAAUCAGCAAGCUCUAUAAUUGCAAAUCCUCCAUUACCAGAGGGAGGUUGUGAAAAUAUUCCACCUGGAUAUGAAGCAGUUUCAUUAAUUGAAGCAUUGAAUGGACCAUAUACUCCAAGAGCAACUGUCCUUCCACCAGAAUCUCCAGACACUCCAGACACUGACACUGCUAGUGCUACACAAGCUGCUGAAGUUCUAAAUCGAUCUGCAGAACGAACCCCAGUAUCGAAGCACGCUUUAUCAAAAGACAGUGAUUCGUCUCCGAGAACGAGUACCACGCCGUGCCCGACUCCAGAAUUUAGAAUGUCAGUUUUACUAGCUAAAGGAGAAAAUUCAGGUUCACAAAAAGAUCUUGGCAAUCGUUCGCCAGCUACGAGAAAUAAAUCUGCCAGUCGUGAUAAAUCGAAUCUCAGAACGCGAGACACUCUGAGACUUGUGAACGAGAAACAACCUGUCUCACUUUAUGAGGCGCAAAAUCAAGAUGAAGAUAGUGAAGCUGAGAAAUUGUCUCCAUUGUUAGAUGCUACAACCAGUACUGAGGCUUUGGACACUUCAACUCGCAGCAGGAUAUGUGACAUGGACAUGGAUGAUGAAUUGCCAAAUGGUGAAAAUGAUAAUCAAGUCGAUAUGGCAUGCCAUUCUCAUUAGGCUACUCUUGUGUAAACUUGGAGCUGGAAAGACUUGCAACUAGAAAUUUCCAAUUUUUAAUACAUGCAAGUAAUUCUUGCAAUUUUAUUGCUAAAUAUUAGCAAACAAUAUUUAUACUAACGUUGGCGGUUUAAAAAAACCAGCUUGUAAAAAGUAUGCAUGGUUUUCUAAUGAGAAAAUUAUUUUAACAAUCUCUUUUUUAUUUGAUAUUCAAUUGAAUUUAUUAUAUACAAAAUUUCGUGAUUUUCAAAAUAUUUUAAUUAAUGUAUUCAUUUAAUACUUGUAAUGACUCGAUAAGCAAAAAUUUCUUGUUACAUCAGUUAUUAUAAUAACAAGUUUUCAAUAACUUGGUAAUAUUUCAUUUGCAAUGCAAUAUCUCAAAACGAUUAUAAGCUUGAAUUCAUCAAUUUUGAGCUUCUCAAGUUUUCGAGAUUUUUACCACUUUUAGAUGAUGUAUUUGUAUGUGCAAUAAAAUUGUUGUUAAACUUUACAAUCAAUUUCAAAUUGCAAAUAUUUAAAAAGCAUAAUACUAUUUUUUGUGUAAUGUAGAAAAAAGACUGUAAACCCAAGCAAAACACACACACAUAUAUAUAUAUAUAUAUAAUAUGUUAAAAAUGUAAUCUACUUAUUUUGUAAAUAUUAGAUAUUAAACGAUAUUAUUAACUGUAAUAAAUAUAAUUUAACAAUCAA
Nasonia vitripennis (jewel wasp) is the source of this 2787-nucleotide messenger RNA. RefSeq names its product E3 ubiquitin ligase Rnf157 (gene Mrgn1). The record is from RefSeq and is a predicted model, not a curated record. Bases 433 to 2097 code for a protein of 554 amino acids. Gene Ontology annotation, cellular component: cytoplasm. The transcript has 9 exons. Gene Ontology annotation, biological process: protein ubiquitination. Gene Ontology annotation, molecular function: ubiquitin protein ligase activity. Lineage: Eukaryota; Metazoa; Arthropoda; Insecta; Hymenoptera; Pteromalidae.